Molecule: messenger RNA, 459 nt
Organism: Coffea eugenioides
Lineage: Eukaryota; Viridiplantae; Streptophyta; Magnoliopsida; Gentianales; Rubiaceae
Product: SKP1-like protein 1A
Exons: 1
Coding region: 1-459 (152 amino acids)
Biological process (GO): SCF-dependent proteasomal ubiquitin-dependent protein catabolic process
Cellular component (GO): nucleus; cytoplasm
Molecular function (GO): cullin family protein binding
Source: RefSeq, a predicted model, not a curated record
AUGUCUUCAUCAUCGCCAAAGAUGAUCGCGUUGCAGAGUUCAGACGGAGAAACCUUCGAGGUGGAGGAAGCCGUGGCCAUGGAAUCGCGGACGAUCAAGCACAUGAUCGAGGACGAUUGCGCGAACAGCAGCAUCCCUAUCCCAAACGUUACCAGCAAUACCUUAACUAAGGUUAUCGAGUACUGCAAGAAACAUGUCGAGGCAAAGAACGACGAAGAAGGGCUCAAAUCUUUUGAUGCUGAAUUCAUGAAGAUCGACAAAGAUACCCUCUACGAUCUUCUCAUGGCCUCUAAUUAUCUCGACAUCAAGUCUCUGCUUGAUCUCGGUUGUCAAACUGUGGCAGACAAGAUCAAGGGUAAGAAUCCUGAAGAGAUCCGUAAGGAGUUCGGGAUCAAGAAUGAUUUCACCCCUGAGGAAGAAGAGGAGAUUCGCAAGGAGAGUCCCUGGGUUUUUGACUGA